Myotis daubentonii (Daubenton's bat) is the source of this 1874-nucleotide messenger RNA. It is a transcript of the gene TEX26, whose product is annotated as testis expressed 26. The transcript has 7 exons. The record is from RefSeq and is a predicted model, not a curated record. Lineage: Eukaryota; Metazoa; Chordata; Mammalia; Chiroptera; Vespertilionidae. Gene Ontology annotation, cellular component: cytoplasm.
UAAGAAAGCUAUAUGAAUCCAUCAAAGCAAGAUAUCCAUAUUACUGGAAGCACAUCUUGCUUUCCACACCUGGUUCCCCAGCCUCUGCACUGCUUCCCUAGUGCUGAGCCUCACGGAACUGACCCGCGUCUCCAUGGCGACGCGUCACAAAGCAUCCAAGCGCCUGCAGCAUGCGAUCCAGCUAGAACUAGAACGAGGGCCUUGACGACUCCCCGUUGAGGCAGGAAUGGCGGCCCUGACGAGUGCCUGUUGAGACAGGAAUGGCACAGCCUGGGCCGGAGGCCCCCUCCCCCUCCCAAUGUGGCCGCAAGAUUCGGCCUGGUAAUACCCACUGGGACUCCUAUGCUACCACGAUGAAGACUGCAUUCACUCCUAAGACAGGAGCAAUACCUGCUUUAAUUCGUCAAAAAAGCAUCCGAAGAUUAGGAUAUACAUAUUUAAUUAAUGAUUCUCUUCACAAUCGGACACAAUACAAUGAUGAGUACGUUUGGAAGUUACAUUCUAAAGAAGAUUUUAUCAAAGCUAGGACUCCAAGAGAGAUUGGGAGUCACAAUUCUCACUCCAGUCAAGUAAGAUAAUACCUACAUAUCUAUUUAAUUGAAUACUGUAUCAAUAAUCCAAUACUGAGAGUUUGAAUAUAUCACAAAGAUCCUUCAUCAUCUACAGACUUCUUUCACUGGACACUACCUCCAGUUCACUCAACAUCAGUGAAGAGGUACUUCCCUUGGAAAAUCGCCGCUUCGAUGGACAAGGUCAGGAAGGCUGUAUCUAAUCAGUUUAUUUCCCAUACUAGGAGAGACUUUGUGGACAGAGCCGAAGCUCAGAAAAUUAAGCAAAGUUCUCAGAUGUUUCUGGAACGGAAAAAGUUACUUCCCCACCCCACAGACACUGAAUUUCGACACAAUUACCAAGUUCCAGCUAAAAUUCCUGAGUGUCAGGAUUUUAGUUUCAAAUAUGGAUGCUACUCACGCCCACCAAUCGCUUCUCAGGGCCUAGUCCCUUCCAUACUAUGCAGCCACAUGAAGAUUCAGGACCGCACAAAGAGGCAGACCAUAUACCAGAGUGACUACGGGAAAGCCUACCUGGAUUUCUUAAUGAUCUUGAACUCAUUUACUCCCUCUCAAGUAACCGAGUACCUGCAAAGUGUUUCCUACAAAGACAGAAAAAUUCUUGAUCGCUUUAUUCGCUCUUACUAUGACAUUGACAAAGGGAUGAAUGAAAAAGGAAAACAGUCCAAGUGAAGAAAAUAUGAAAAUCAAGAAAAGGGCCUAUGGGGCCAUUUUAUAAAAAUAUCAAGGAAAAACAAUAUCCAAAUUAUUCCAAAUAUGAUAUUUGUGACUUUGUGUAAUUUUGUUUUCUUUCAAGGUUAUAAAUCCCUACCCCAUAUCCCAACAAAUCUCUUAACUGUAUCCAGUAGGUUUUAAUAUAAAGUGUUUUCAGCCUUAGCCAGUUUGGCAGUGGAUAUAACGCCUGCCCUCAGACUAAAGGGUUGAGGUUCCAUUCCAGUCAAGGGCCCUAGGUUGCAGGUUGAUCCUCAGCAAGGGCCCUGUGGGAGGCAACUAGUCGAUGUGAGUGUGUCUCUCUCACAUUGAUGUUCUCUGUCUCUCCUCCUCCCUUCCAUUCUCUCUAAAAAUAUCCUUAGUUGAAGCUUAACAAAACAAAACAAAACAAAUAAAAUAAAAUAAAAUAAAGUGUUUUCCUAUUCUCUAUUGGGUACUUAAUCUGUGAUUUUAAUUUAGACUUCCUCUUUGAAACAGGAAUAAUGUGGAAGAGGUUUCUUAAUUUUCUAAUAAUUACAGGAUUAAAAAUAUUUUUAAUAUUGAUUUUUGUAUUUGAAAGUACAAAAAACAUACUUUGGGAAAUUUAGCAAAGUU